Molecule: messenger RNA, 1828 nt
Organism: Arachis ipaensis
Lineage: Eukaryota; Viridiplantae; Streptophyta; Magnoliopsida; Fabales; Fabaceae
Source: RefSeq, a predicted model, not a curated record
UUAUCUUAAUGUCUUCCAUACUACAUAUGGUAUAAAAGAAGAAUCGACAAUCUCUAACCCAAUUAAGAGCUACGCCUUAUUCGGUGCAUCACUGCCUUCAAAACGGAACAGUGAUGACUGAUGACAACAACAACAACAUUUACGUAACCAUUUCAGUUUUCUUCUCAUCUCUUCAAACUUCACACUCAUAACUGCGUUUCGCUUUUUUUCCACCAUGCCCAACCUCACCACCAAUUAUUCAAAGAAGCCACCAAGGCCCAACCGGAUAUGCUUCUCCUUCGCCGCCUACGCCGCCGCUCUCAUGGACCGCCUCAAAUCCUCCAACAUCAUCGUCUCCGAUGGCCUCUCCGAUGCUGAAUUCUCGCAACUCGAAUCAAAAUUCAACAUCACCUUUCCGCCGGACCUCCGCGCUAUCCUCCACCACGGCCUCCCGAUCUCGCCGGGCUUCCCAAACUGGCGCUCCUCCUCCGAUCAGCAGCUCCAGAUCCUCCUCAACCUCCCAACCUCCUCCAUCCUCCGUCAGGUCUCAAAAACCGGAUUCUGGCACCCUUCCUGGGGGCCCGAGCCCAGUGACCCGACCCGGGCCACCAGCUCCGCGUGGCGCAUCUUGAACCAGGCUCCGCAGCUCAUACCUAUUUACCGGCAUUGCUACAUCCCUGCGUCGCCGAACGUAGCCGGGAAUCCCGUCUUUUACGUCGAUCACGGCGCCGAUCUUAGGUUGUUGAGUUUCGACGUGGCGGGAUUCUUCGAGAAGGCGGAAUUCAUGUCGGAGCCGGAGGGGGAACAGGAUGAGCCGGUUUGGGCGGCCAAGAGUGCGAGGAGAAUAAGGUUUUGGUCGGAGAUGGCGGAAGAGGUGGUGGAAGGGGAUAUGGCAAAGAAGUGGUGGUGGAGAAGGUUUAAAGGGGAGAUUGGAGGGUGCAUGGAAGGGGCGGUGUGGAAGCUGAGAGACGGAGGGUGGAGGGAGGAGGAGAUUCGCGACAUGAUGAUGGUUAUGGACGACGGUGGUGAUCAUGGAGAGGAAGAAGAGAAGAAGGUGAAUGUGAGGGUGAAGGACAUGGAGGAGAUGACGUGGCAGGCGAGGGUGCUGUCUUUGGUGCUUCUGCGUGCGGGUUGGAGCAGGGAAGAUGUGGUGGACUCUCUUGGUUUGAUCGGCGAUUAAGGGAUGGAAGUCGUGGUUCCAAUUCUAUCAACAGAUAUAAGAAAGCAUCACUCACAAGUCACAAGUCACAAUAACAAUGCCUUAAACAACAUUCUUUCAACUUAGUUACUCCUCCUUAUUAAUUACUACCGUUCAAUUAGUCAACCUUAGCAGCUAUUUUCUUCGUUGUUAUCCUCAUAAUCGUGAUUUUUUUUAGGGAGCACAAUAGGCUAGGCUGAUUAUCAUUUUUUGAGUGAAUAGCAAUUAAUUUGUUGUUAGUUUUUAUGGACAGAGAUAAAAGGCGAAUGAAUUCAAUUGUUGUUGAACAAGAGUGAAGCGAAUCAUAAGAAUUUGUUUUGCAUGGAACAUGACAAAUGUCUAUGUGUGGUGGUGUACUAAGCAUAAGCAGCAUUAUGUGAUAUGGUGGAUGUGCUUUCUCUUUAGAACCUCCUGGCUCCUGGACCACAUAGAGGGGGUGGCAGAUAUAUGUAUGUGUGCCGCCAUAACGUUGGGUUCUUAUUAUUUUCUUGCGGGUUUGGUGGAUAUAAGAAUUUAGAGAGAAAUAAUAAAGGAUUAAGGAGGAUGAAGUGACGGGGUUGGUGAAUGGAUGAACUGUUUUUGUACAUUUGGCCACAUAACAUGUGUUUCAACCUUGUGAUAUCAAAGAAAAUCUCAUUUGUCUUCUUUCUA